Malurus melanocephalus (red-backed fairy wren) is the source of this 2987-nucleotide messenger RNA. It is a transcript of the gene CHCHD6, whose product is annotated as coiled-coil-helix-coiled-coil-helix domain containing 6. Gene Ontology annotation, biological process: DNA damage response; cristae formation. The transcript is spliced from 9 exons. Gene Ontology annotation, cellular component: MICOS complex; mitochondrion. The coding region runs from base 16 to 846 and encodes 276 amino acids. The record is from RefSeq and is a predicted model, not a curated record. NCBI's taxonomy places the organism in Eukaryota, Metazoa, Chordata, Aves, Passeriformes, Maluridae.
CCGCGGCCUCCGCCAAUGGGGAGCGGGUAUAUUGGCAGGCGCUGCGAGGGCAGAAGCGCUGCUGGCAGCCGGUGCUGGAGAGGAGCGCGGCGGGGACAGGCGACCCCGGCCGGCAUGGGCAGCAGCGAGAGCACCCAUGGCGGCAGGAGGGUCUCCUUCGGGCUGGAUGAGCGGCAGCAAGUCCAAGUGCUGCAGGGCAUCAGGCUCACUGACGAUGUAGUGAGACGGAUGAAAGAAUCCUCUUCAAAGGACACCCAGAAAUCRCCCCGUGCAUCCGAUGGCACAGCUCCAUCUCCACUGGCUGCAUCAGGGAAACCCAGACCUACAGGAAUUCAGCCACCAAAGGCAAGUGACUCUGCUGGAGAACAGGARCUCUACAGGAGGUAUGAGCAAGAACAGGCAUUGGUCCAUGAGGAGUUGAUCCAGCUGGCCAGAAGAGAAAGGGAAGCAGCCAGUGAGGCCAAGGAAAGGAAYAACAUUAAUGAGAAGAGGCAGAAAACAGCCCAGGUACCUGUGGAUUUGGACGCCUGGGCUAAUGAGCUGGAGGUCAGGGAGGCAGAGUUGAAGCUACAAGAGGCUUUCUAUACAGAGCAGUUGGCCCGCAUUGAGAAGAAGAAUGCAGAGAUCUACAAGCUGACAUCCGAGCAGUACCACGAGGCAGUCUCCAAGGCAGAGGAGCGGAUAAAGAAGAAGAACACUGAUCCUAUCUGUGCAAGCCUGCAGUAUGAAAUUCUGAGAUGCUACAGAGAAAACCAACAUGAAGUGCUCAAAUGCUCGGAGCUGGCAAAGGAAUAUCAGCGUUGUGUUAGUUCAGCUCAGAAGGACCUGUUAGUUAAUUCUGGAUAAACAUCAUUCGCCAAAGAGCAGAGGAUAAGGACCACAGACGCCCUUGGAAGCCCCAGCAUCCUUCUGGACAGACACUGACCUAAACCAGUGCCUUCUGCCCUCCAUGACCCAAGACAAUACAACAUGAUUCCUCUUCUAACUGCCUGCAUGUGUCAGUCUCGGUGGACAUUCCUGGAGCUGGGAGAAGGGUCGCAGGAGAGGGGGAUGCUAUAGUUUCUUUUUAUGGUUUUGCAAUGUAAAGAAUUAUGUUGACCCCAAGUGCUUCCAGCACAGUUUGGGGUCUUGCCUGACAUGAGCCUGGUUUCACCCUGUUGUAGCCCUGAUUUCACCAACUUAGGUCUGAGUUUCGAGAGCUGUUGCCUCUGUUUGUUUGCUCUGGGGAAAGGGGUCUGAAGUUUUUGGAAGUAACCCUGACUAGCUUGUUAGGAUUAACUGUUCCUAGCAUGCUGCCAUUGGUUACACCAGUGGGUGGAUUCCUUCCCUCCCAAGGUUCCCUCCCAAACAAUAAAGUGUCUAACGGUCACUGUGUGCUGAGAUACUUUCAGUCCCAUGAGUUUGUAAACUGCUGUUUUCUGCCUAUUGCUGAUGCCAACAAAAACUCCAAAUGAGCGUGAGGAAUAGAAAUAUUUCAAGUCACGGUUUAUAAAUCACAAAACUUGUUCAUUUUGGUCCCAGGAUGACUGGCUUAUUUGAAAGUACUUGGUACAAAGUCCUGGCUGAAGGGAGYUGGUGGUGGGGAAUCUUACAGGAAAACCUUUGCCUGCUGGAUGCAGAGCCCAAGUUAUAUUACUUUUCACCAGUUUGCAGUUCCUGCUUUGUCUGCUGUAAACCACCAUCCUUUUCAGCCUUGUGCUCUAUGUUGAGCCCUCUCCUUGAAGCAUGGAGGAAGAUGGGUGCCUCUGCAGUGUUACCCUCCCAGAGGUAGGUGUGGCAGAGUUGCAAAAUGCGUGCCAGUAACCCAGGGGAGCAGGUCUAGUUUGGUAACUUGAUUUCCUUUCUCUGGGUAGAGCUUCUAUGGCAACAUUAGCUGCCUCUGUCCUCUCUGACUGCAUCUGACAGUUUUUGAAGAAUGUGAACAUGGAUUUUUGGAGGUCGUGUCAGAGUUUAAAUGCAGUGUUUAUGAAAAUGGAUGAAGGGGGCUGAGAAUUGUUUUCUGUGUUAUAUUCUGCUUCGUCUCUUUUUUCUUUAGACAGCAACUUAGUGCUUUACAUCUUCAUUAAAGCAACAAAAUGCCUUUCCUUCUUGUUGAGGGCUGAUGCCACAACACUUUUCAUCCUCAGAAAUGAUGUUUGCGUACCUCGUGGCUUAUCUCUGUUAGUCUCAGAUCUUGCAAAAAUUCCAGCUCUKCGUCUUUGUGUAGGUCAAAUUUGCUGUCCCCAAGGGAGGAAGAGCAGGUUUUCCAAAACCAACUAGGACCCUUAGUGCCCUCAAAUCUGUUAGAGCAGGAUCAGGUGGGCUUUUGCUGCUGUGGCCAUGCCAGUUUUUGGAUUUUCUUUGGGAUAACCACAGAAUUUUUGACUCUGAAGGCAGAGAUACAGMGCACCAAGGUCUAUCCCUGAGCAGGGAUAUUGGAAUUACUGUUGGUCUGAAGAGAGAAGUGUGUAUUUUGUUGCUCCCUCAUUUUCCUCUUGCCCCUGUCCAGCAUUGCCUUGGCAUGAGUAAUUUGCAUGUCAUUAUUUCAGCUGCCCUAAAUUGGGGGGGGGACUGUGAUGCCAGGGCUGAUUAUUUGGCGGCACUGGGCAAUUUUCUCUGUUAGGCAACUGUAAUACAUUUUCAUGUUCUUUURUAAUGAGCUUUAUUUACCAAAUUGGCAAUUCCUCUGUUGAGAAAUAACUGAUUACAGCAUUCAGGGAGUUGCUGUCAUCUCAAGAUACGCAGGUGUCUGUGGAACAUAAACAGAUGUGAUCAUUCAGACAGUGAACUCGAUGGAGGGUAGGGGGGAAAAAUCAGCCAUAAAAUCAUAAAUGUAACAGCUACAGCUAAUGCUGGCCAGGUGCAUUGCGGCUUUUUGCAGCCCAACAAGGACAAAGUGGUACUUGAAGGCCAUCCAGUACCUCCAGAUGAGGGACUGCUGGAUUGUUAGCUGAAAAUGYACCUCUUGCCUGUCAUUGCACUUUGAUUCUGCCUUGCCUAACUCUGUC